This is a messenger RNA of Striga hermonthica, 2085 nucleotides long. The record is from the annotation of a GenBank genome assembly. NCBI's taxonomy places the organism in Eukaryota, Viridiplantae, Streptophyta, Magnoliopsida, Lamiales, Orobanchaceae.
AUGAAUAUUGAUGUUGACGGGGAAAAGGAGUCACUCGAUGAGGACACUGAGCCGGAUAAUAGAGUUUUGGGCGAGAGAGGUAGUUCAACUCAAGUUGGAGAAUUGAAGGUUGAUGCUAACCAUGGAGCUGCCACAAGCAGAUCCCAGGGUUCUGGUGUUGUGCAGGUGCAGCAGCAACAGCUAACACAAGGCUCGGUGGUUUGUUGGGAGAGGUUUCUUCAUGUGAGGUCCAUUCGGGUCUUGUUGGUUGAGAAUGAUGACUCUACUCGCCAUGUUGUCACUGCAUUGCUUAGAAACUGCAAUUAUGAAGUGGUAAAUGCAGCUAAUGGACUGCAAGCAUGGAAGAUAUUAGAAGAUUUAAACAACCAUAUUGAUAUUGUCUUGACAGAGGUGGUAAUGCCUCUUUUAUCUGGGAUAGGCCUUUUAUGUAAGAUUAUGAGCCACAAAACUCGCAAGACUAUUCCUGUAAUUAUGAUGUCAUCUCAUGAUUCAAUGGGUUUAGUAUUUAAAUGUCUCUCUAAAGGUGCAGUCGACUUUUUGGUCAAACCUAUAAGGAAGAAUGAGCUUAAGAACCUGUGGCAGCAUGUAUGGAGGAGGUGCCACAGUUCUAGUGGAAGUGGGAGUGAAAGUGGUACACAAACUCAAAAAUCUGUGAAAUCAAAAGGUACUGAUCAAUCAGGCAACAGUGCAAGUGAUGAUGGGGAAAAUGAUGCGAGCAAUGGAUUAAAUGCUGGAGAUGGAAGUGAUGAUGGUAGUGGGGCACAGAGCUCCUGGACAAAGCAAGCUGUAGAAGUUGACAGCUCUCAAGCUUUAUCGCCAGUGGAUCAUGUAGCCGAGUGUCCAGACAGCACUUGCGCGCAAGUUAUUCGCUCAAAUGCCGAGCACUCUGACUACAACAGGGUGCAACUAAGUGCAGCUAGGGAAGGCCACAUGCGACAGCUUCCUGACAAUGGCAAUGAAUUGGAAACAACUGUCCAUAGAAAUGUUGUGCCUAAAUCAGAAAAUCCUGGGGAGGGACAAGCCAACCAAUCUGGCAGAGAAUCUGAUUCUACUAGAGAAGUGGCUAAAAAAUUGGACAUCAACAAUAAUGCAACUGACGAUUGUAAAGAACCAAACGUUGAGCUUAGUUUAAAGAGGCUUAGAGGAGUUCAGGACAUUGGUGGGUCAAUCCAAGACGAGCGAUGUGUCUUGCGCCGGUCUGAGCAAUCAGCCUUCUCAAGGUAUAACUCGUCCGUAAAUAUUUUCAAGUCUCCCAAUGCAUUAACAGGAAGCAGCUCCGUGCUCGACAACAGUAAUGAAGCCGCAAAACGAGAGUCGGCUGGUGACAUGCAAAUAUUCUCGACCGACCAUAUUCUAUAUCAAAAUUCUAACGGAGUUAGCAAUAACAUAGACAUGGGAUCCACCAGCAACAAGCUCCCCAAAGAUAAAUCCGAAGCAACAUCCGCAAUCAAUGGCAUACACCUUUCCGCUUUCAGGCCUGUGAAGAAUGACCUCAAAUACAGUCAACAGCAGACUGGUCUCUUUCCAAGUGGCAUGCAACCGAACACAUACCAAGAACUCCAAAUUCCACAUACUCAUCACCAAAAUUUUCACAAUCACCAUCAAUGUCAGAACGUGGAAAAUCAACCCUCGUCCAAUCAUGAAGAUCCAUCCGUGAAGCAGUUGGCUCUGGAUGCUCCACACUGUGGGUCCACAAACUUAUUAGGUGGGUCGGUGGAUGCCAAUAAUAUGGUGAACUGCAGUCUGAACAGAAGUGCCUCGGGAAGUAAUCACGGUAGUAAUGGACAAAAUGGGAGCAGUGGAGUUAAUGCUGUGGGAAAUAAUAGAGAAAGUGAUGCCGGGCAAGCUGGGAAAACCGGUAGUGGGGAAGCUAGCGGCAGUGGUAUCGGAAAUAAAGCGGAUGAGAUCAGAUUAGCACAGCGGGAGGCUGCCUUGUUGAAGUUCCGUCAGAAGAGGAAAGAGAGAUGCUUUAAGAAGGUGAGAUACCAGACCAGAAAAAAAUUAGCAGAACAGAGGCCCCGUGUCCGAGGACAAUUUGUUAAGCAAUCGGAGACUGACAGUUCAACCAGAAGUGGAGAUGAAUAA